Molecule: messenger RNA, 534 nt
Organism: Psilocybe cubensis
Lineage: Eukaryota; Fungi; Basidiomycota; Agaricomycetes; Agaricales; Agrocybaceae
Exons: 5
Coding region: 1-534 (177 amino acids)
Source: RefSeq, a predicted model, not a curated record
AUGAAAAUCAUAUUUUCUUUGAUAGCUCUUGCGAUAUUGAUUUUCUUUAGGUCAGCAUGUGGAAGUGCUGUACCCGUUCAAGCUAUGGCGCGCACUGACGAGGUGAAUAGUUCGUAUAUCUCAACCCAAGUCAGUCCAGAUAUUCAAACCUGUAUCAUACCAUUGCCCUUCACGUUGCUCGAAGGAGGAAUUACCAACAUAGAGACUGGCGAGGUCACAUCGAUAUCCUUGAGCCCCAUUGCAGAAGGCGUUCCUGAAUUGAGGUCCCUUGAUACAAGUUCGGCCGGUAGCUCGCUCGAGAGGAGACUGGGACAACUCGCUCUUACUUGCUAUAAUGAGGGCACACCGGUUAAUCGUGGUGCUCUCACAACAGUCAUUGACUAUUGGUGCAGCAACUAUAUGAUUGGAAGAACUGUAUCACCUGGAAAUGAAUACUGGUCUCGAUUCUACACGGACCAAGGCUCCGUCCUCGUUUCACUCAACAUGUUUACUCCUUCUCCGUCUGUCACCCAGAUUAUAUUACUUGCCAGUUGA